AUGGAGCUUAGACUACAGGAGCAUGUGGUUCAGGCAAGUCUCAUUGUGUUGCCAAUGCCUGAGUUCGACAUUAUUCUGGGAAUGGAUUGGUUAUCGCAGAAUGGAGCUUCGAUCGACUUUCGGCGGAGGUCAGUGUCCGUCCGACCACCCCGCGGGGAGCCAUUUAUUUUUGAGGCAACCAGGAACAAAAAGAGGUUGCACCUCAUUUCUUGCAUCAGUGCAAGGAAGCUCAUGAUGAAGGGAUGCCAAGGAGUUCUAGCCAAUGUUAUUUUGAUACCUGAUGCAGUCGGUCAUAAGGUGGAGGAUGUCGAAGUUGUCCGAGAAUUUCCUAACGUAUUUCCUGAGGAUGUCUCUGGUAUUCCUCCAAAAAGGGAGGUUGAAUUUUCCAUUGAGCUGAUACCAGGUACCGUGCCAAUCUCUAAGGCACCGUAUCGACUUGCUCCGGCAGAAAUGAAAGAACUGAAGGAUCAUAUUCAGUAG
Molecule: messenger RNA, 480 nt
Organism: Zingiber officinale
Lineage: Eukaryota; Viridiplantae; Streptophyta; Magnoliopsida; Zingiberales; Zingiberaceae
Exons: 1
Coding region: 1-480 (159 amino acids)
Source: RefSeq, a predicted model, not a curated record